CUCCAGAGUAGCACCUUCCAGAUGUUCGAAGCUGUCUUUUGAGACCUUAAAUGUGUCCUGCCUGAACAGGUAUCGAUGUCUGCCUGAAAUACGCAAGUACGCGCCUGCGCCAAGCCGCCUUCCAACAACGCAAUUCGAGCACGUCAAUCAUCCUUCAAGUCAUUCGUGUUUUCCUGGUUUCGGAGCCGAGUCCCCUCGACCAGAUUUGGCAUCUCCUGAACAAUUGGGGGGUCAGAUACCGUUAUGAUCUCUCUACUUCGACAGCCACGAUGGAUGAAGCCUUUCAUUGAGGAGCCCAGUGAGGUCAACGACGAGACUGUGCCAGAGAAGAAGCAAGGUCUUCCGUGGGUCGCGAUUCUUCUCUUUGUCCUUGCAAUCAUUGGAUUUGUACUGCAGGCUCUGCUCAAGCUCGCAUCGCCUUCUAUACUGUUGGCUAUCGCCGCCUUCCACCUGAUACUAGUCAGGCCGCGAACGGCGUCGAUAUUCCUGCUUCUGAUCUACACUACCCUGUUCGUAUUGCAAGUUUCAACACUUGCCUCCACAUUGGAGCCUGACAUAUGGGAUUCUGGAAUCUACAAUCUUGUUAUUGCCAUUCACGUCAUCAAUAUUAGCAUCUCACUGAUCAGUAUCGCCGCUGUCGUCAAUUUGCCACUUCGAGACCCGUCGCUAUCACGAGAGGGUAUAUGUCAACCUUUUAGUCCUCCGACUGCAGAGCUCAGGUCCCCGGAAGACAGUCUCACUCUCUGGCAAUGGAUGACCGUAUCAUGGAUGUCUUCGCUCAUCUCGGUUGGCAAAACAAGACAGCUGAAUGAGGAUGAUGUUUGGUUUCUCGGAUAUGAAUUCCAGCAUCGUCACCUGCACGACGCAUUCCGUGAGCUCCAUGGAACAGUCGUUAGGCGACUACUACGUGCGAACUGGGUUGAUCUUGCUCUACUCACGGUGCUUGCUAUACUGGAGCUGGCGGCCAAUUACUCUGCGCCCAUACUACUCCAGCAACUACUCAAGGCUAUGGCCAAUCUAAGGUUUGAGAAAAAGCCUGCCAUAUCUUUUGCUGUUCUCAUCCUUGUCGUGAGAUUAGUUGCUGCGCAGAGCGCAGUUUUCAGUCUUUGGUUCGGCAGACGUGCGUACGAGAGGUCUCGAGGAGAGAUGAUCACGAUGCUGUAUGAAAAGACACUCAACAGAAAAAUCGUCGCGACCAUCAAAGACAAGACUGAAAAUCAGAUUGAUGAGACUCAGAACGAGGAUUCCGAUCGUGACAUGCCGUCGAGCGAAGAUGGAGGAGAUGAAAGUUCCAGGCUCCUGAACGGCCACACCAGCAAGACGAACGAGAAACAAUCCUUUUUGUCCAAAAUUCUCAAAAAGACUCGUGCUGGAUUACCCUUUUCAUGUAACAAGAAGUCGACUCCUGUUACCGAGGACAAUGCGCCAGCCUCUAUGGGCAAAAUUCUCAACUUGAUGCGUGGAGACGUCUAUGAGGUAAGCCAACGAUUCUGGGAGUUCCAGACCUUGAUCAACAAACCCCUGGGCAUGAUAUUGUCUUUGUGCUUGGUAUGGAACUUGCUCGGCCCCUCGUGUCUGCUUGGAGUUGCUGUCGUUGUUAUCGCCCAAAUUCUGAAUGGCAUAUUCGCCAGCAUCCUUGUCAAAAAGGAACGUCUUCGUCGCAAGGCUACGGAUGUCAAGCUGCAGCAGGUCUCUGCAUAUGUGGAAGCAAUCCGUCACCUUCGAUGGUAUGGUUGGCAUCCUGUCUGGCUCGAGAGAAUCUUAGAAGCCAGGCAAUCGGAGCUUGAUCUCAAAGUCAUCACUUAUCUUUGGACCAAUGCUAUCAGAUUUGUCAACAUUCUGGGCAGUGGUUUGCUGCCAGUCGCGGCUUUUUACGGGUUUACAGCUCUAGCUGGCCACGAGUUGCGCAUCGACAUUGCCUUUCCUGCUUUGCAACUGUUCAACAUGUUGCAAAGUGACCUGAGAGAGAUACCGGGACUGAUAACAGUACUACUCAACGCGUCGGUUGCUGUGGGUCGUAUUGAGGCCUUCAUGAAGGAACCAAACAAGACCGCAGAUGACAACUCUGCUUCGACAUUUGCCGAUGUUCUUGAGCUAAGGGCUGCCACUUUUGCAUGGCCAGGACUCUCAAAAAAUGUCCUUCAUAACCUCACAAUCUCGUUCCCACCAGGCCUUACCAUAGUGUUUGGCCAGGUUGCAGCAGGCAAGAGUGCUUUGUUGCAGGCCUUACUUGGGGAAUUGGAUCUUCAUGAUGGUGAGCUGAUUAAGCCAGACGCUCCCAUCGGUUACUGUGCUCAGGCGCCGUGGCUUCAAAGUAUGAGUAUCCGUGACAACAUCUUGUUCUCGUCUCCAUACGAUGACGUACGGUAUAAGCAAACUCUCGAAGCCUGUGCUCUGACUGCAGACCUCGCUAAUUUCAAGCAUGGGGACCUGUCUAGUAUUGGAGAGAAUGGCAUAGGUUUGUCGGGAGGACAGAAAGCCAGAGUUGCUCUGGCACGCGCAAUCUACAGCCGCGCUAAGAUUCUUCUUCUCGAUGAUCCUCUGAGCGCACUUGACCAGCAGACUGCCGAGUCCAUCGUCGCCAAGUGUUUUGGAGGUGAUCUUGUCAAAGGUCGAACAGUCGUUUUGGUCACUCAUCGCACAGAUCUGUGUAAGGGCUUGGCUGAACAGCUCGUCGAGAUCACCGACGGAACAGCACAGACAUCGCAGGGAGAUUCGCUGCAUCUGAGCCCAACAAACUCGCACACCGCACAGACUCUUCAGGAUGCAAAAAUGGUCAAGGUUGAUGAAGCACAGGAGUCCGCUGCUGUACCAGACAAGUUCGAGGACGAGGAACACCGUGAGCAUGGAGGAGUCAAGGCUGCAGUAUACUGGCAAUACAUCAAAGCUGGUCGUCUGAAGUGGUGGUUCCUUGUCAUCCUUUCUGCUGCUACAUUCCGUCUUCUAAUGGUAGCCGAGUCGUGGCUCUUUAAGGAAUGGGGAGAAGCAUACAAGGAGGUGGAGCAGGUGUUUAGCCUGCAGAUACUCCAUGCUGACUCUUAUGUCGCCUCUUCGAGUCCAGUCUCCCGUUUAUUUGCCCGAUUUCCGGACCCCGGUGUCAAUGUAUAUCCUUGGCUGAUCGCGUUCUUUGCCCUUAUCAUCGUCGAGUCUCUGGCACUGCUUGUCUCUCAGAUCUUCAUGCUUGUCAUCACGUACACUGCUGGUAAGGGCAUGUUUAAAGAUAUCAUGGACAAGGUCAGUCAUACCACCUUCCACUAUUACGACGUGGUACCCAUUGGACGCUUGAUGAACAGACUGACCUCGGACGUGGCGACUAUCGACGGCAAUAUUUCUGAUCAGUUCUUGCAAGUUGCCUGGCAGGCGAUUGCUUGGGUCACAUCGAUUGCCGUGAUAGCGGGCGUCACGCCUCUGUUCCUUGUCUUUUCCAUUGCAUUGACACUCCUGUUUGUCUUCAUAUUCAUGCAAUUCCUGCCCACUUCCCAGAGCUUGAGACGCCUCGAAAUGGUCUCCCUGAGUCCUCUCAUGUCUAACUUCGGUGCUUUGCUGAAUGGCCUGACGACUGUUCGAGCCUUCUGUGCUCAGUCUCGCUUCCAAGACCGCGUGAUAGCAGUCACUGAUGCUUUCCAAGGCAUGGAUCACUUUUACUGGUCCUUGCAAGCGUGGCUGAUGUAUCGAUUUGACAUUCUGUCGGCAUGCUCGACAUUCAUCUUGACCGUACUGGCGAUCAAUUCUGGACUUUCUCCUGGACUGACUGCUUUUGUACUCGCUUCCGCUAGUAGAUUUGUGGUAGCAGUCCAUGCUUUGUGUAAGCAGUAUGGUCAGCUUCAACUGAACUUCGUAUCCGUGGAGCGCGUUGUAGAGCUCCUGCACCUUGAGCAGGAACCCGCUGGUGAGAUCGAUCCCCCAGCAUACUGGCCAUCUUACGACAGCGACGUUGUCUUCGAAAAGGUCACUAUACGAUAUGCACCCCACCUUGAUCCUGCUCUGUCAGAUGUAUCGUUCACUUUGAAGGGAGGUUCAAACACAGCAGUCAUCGGCCGCACAGGUUCUGGAAAGAGCACCCUAGCUCUGUCUCUUCUCGCAACCAUGACUCCAGGGUCAGGUCGUAUCCUUAUCGGCGGCAUCGAUAUUGCCAAGGUCAACAAGCAAGCUCUGCGUAAUCGCAUAACUUUCCUGGCCCAAGAUCCAGUCCUCUUUCCAGGUUCUUUGCGUCAUAAUCUUGAUCCUACAGAGCAACACGCAGACGACGAGUGCGAGACGGUCAUAGCUCGUGUUUGUGGCAGCUACAACUGGACUUUGCAGACUCAGAUCGACACUGGUGGCAAGAAUCUCAGUCAAGGACAACGUCAACUCGUCGGUCUAGCACGUGCAGUGUUGAGGAGAAGUGCAAUCGUCAUCAUGGACGAGGCAACUGCGAGUAUCGACAAGGACACUGCAUGGGAGAUUCAGCGUGUGUUGAGAGAGGAGAUGAAGCAGAGCACUGUUAUCACGAUUGCUCAUCGCCCUUCAGCUGUCAGAGGUGCAAACUACUGUCUGGCUUUGGGUAAUGGCAAGAUCAUUGAUCAAGGAAGCCCUGAAGACGUGGACGUGGCCCGCAGUACUGUCCCGGACACCAUCUAAGGUGUGCAAAGUAGGAGUGGCCGGCGGAAAACGUUACAUUUCGCUCAAGUAGAGUAGAGUAGAAGAAAGCGAAUGGUUAGAUUGUGCUGUUGACGUUGCUUGCGGGUUACUUGCGGUCUGUAUAUGCAUCGGACGCGUGGAUUUGUUCUCGGUCCUACUCGUAGACGGUGUUAGAACUGCAUGUCAAAAGCUAGGAUGUUUUUAAAGCUCGAAU
This is a messenger RNA of Aureobasidium pullulans EXF-150, 4834 nucleotides long. RefSeq names its product P-loop containing nucleoside triphosphate hydrolase protein. Gene Ontology annotation, biological process: transmembrane transport. Gene Ontology annotation, molecular function: ABC-type peptide transporter activity; ATP hydrolysis activity; ATP binding. Bases 244 to 4620 code for a protein of 1458 amino acids. Gene Ontology annotation, cellular component: membrane; fungal-type vacuole. The transcript has 4 exons. The record is from RefSeq and is a predicted model, not a curated record. Lineage: Eukaryota; Fungi; Ascomycota; Dothideomycetes; Dothideales; Saccotheciaceae.